AUAACAUAUGUAUUUUUAAUUAAAUUUGUUCUUUAUUUUUUAUUUGCAAAAUUGUUUUACAUUUUGGACAUGAAUUCAACACAGAAAAAAUGUACGCUCCUGCAGUAAGUUGACACCACAUUUGUAAAAACAUUUUAUUGUAGUAUAUUUGUCAAACUUUAGUUUUGUAUUCUUCAUCUUUGUUUUUUUUUUUUUUUAAAAGUGUGUGAUGUCAAUAUAUAUUGCAGCAGAAGCCCUACCUCCCCAACCCACGCCAGCACUCCCACCCCAACCGCAAGCCCCACAACCACAGCCGGCUCCUCAUCAACCAAGGCAACGGAGGCGUGCUAGGCCACCAAUUUUCCGAACCCGUGUCCUACUUUUUGGGAUGCCAGAUGAUGUGGUGGUGCGUAGAUACCGGCUGCCACCACAUCUAAUCCUAGACACUCUCUCCAUAAUAGAGAGUGAUCUGGAGUCUGAAAUUCGGUAUCCUACAGCAAUACCACCAUUGACACAAUUCCUUGCAGUGUUACAUUUUUUGGCUACAGCCUCAUAUCAGCAUGUUGUGGGAGACCUGGUUGGCAUGUCGCAGGGCCAGUUCAGUAAGGUCCUGCGGCGUGUCUGCCAGGCUUUCCUAAAGCGGGUGAAGCAGUUCAUUGAUAUGCCUUUGGAUGUUGGUGCCCUAGAUGUGGUGAAGCGGCAAUUUGCGGAAGGUGGUAGUCGCUUCCCACAUGUUAUUGGGGUUGUGGAUGGCACACAUGUUGCUAUUCAGCCACCAAGACAUAAUGAAGAAAUUUUUAGAAACAGGAAACUGUUUCAUUCUCUGAAUGUAAUGGUUGUUUGUGGGCCAUCCCUCCAGAUCCUUUCCCUGAAUGCAAAGUUUACUGGAAGUUCCCAUGAUGCAUAUGUCAUUAGACAAUCAGGGAUAUGGCAGAGAUUAAGAUCAAGUCAACGAGCAGACAUGUGGUUAUUGGGAGACCGUGGAUAUCCUUGCACCCCCUGGCUCAUGACUCCUUACCGUAAUCCCAGGCCAGGACCACAGAUGGCAUUUAACUCCGCGCUUACUGCCACUAGGCAGCUGGUGGAGCGCACAAUUGGUGUCCUUAAAGGGCGGUUUCGUGUGCUCCACCGCACUGGUGGCGACAUCAUGUAUUCGCCGGAGAUGGCAAGUAAAAUAGUGGUCCUGUGCGCAAUACUACAUAAUAUCGCGGUAAGGAGUAGUGUAGAGCUUCCUCAGGCAGAGGAAUUGCCUGAUGAGGAGCCAGGGGUUGGUCCACGCUUCGGUGGGGGGAGUGUGACACGGAGGGGGAGCCAAGUGAGGGCAAGAAUUGUUGCAGAAUAUUUCAGCUGAAUGAUCACACGAACUGUGGACAACAACAACGGCAAAACUCCCCACCCCCUUCCCCUUCUCACUCCCCCUCCCCUUCUCACUCCCCCUCCCCUUCUCACUCCCCCUCCCCUUCUCACUCCCCCUCCCCUUCACAGUCCCCCUCAGCUUCCCAGUCCCCCUCAGCUUCCCAGUCCCCCUCAGCUUCCCAGUCCACCUCAGCUUCCCAGUCCACCUCAUCUUCCCAGUCCCCCUCAUCUUCCCAGGCCCCAUCAGCUUCCCUGGCCCACUCCACUUUCCAUUCCCCUUCUCACCACACCUCUCCAUCUCUUUCUGGGACCCCUUCUCCUCCUUCCCAUACCCCUUCUCCUUCAAAUUCAACAUCCCAAUCUGAACCCCCCUCACCCUCUAUUGCUUUAACUUUUUCUCCGCCCCCCUCGCCCUCUCAAUCAGACCCCCCCUCUGAAAUUGGCAAACAAAUCCAGCCUCCUUCCCCCAUCCAGCCUCCUGCCCCAAUCCCUCCUCCUUCCCCAAUCCCUCCUCCUUCCCCAAUCCCUCCUCCUUCCCCCAUCCAGCCGCCUUCCCCCAUCCAGCCAACAUCCCCACCCAGUGAAUGGGCAGAGGAAGCCCCUGCAGACCGUUCCGGGAGUCUGGAUGUUGCCGUGGAAAAUGUUGCCGUUGGAGAUCCAACAUCAAUACAGUACAUUUGUACACAUAUGAGGCAGCAUCUCCAGGCCUUGUUGGAACUUGUUGGGGACCUGGAAAAGUUAUGUUAAAUUUUAUUU
Messenger RNA from Pseudophryne corroboree (corroboree frog), 2091 nucleotides. Its product is annotated as putative nuclease HARBI1. The record is from RefSeq and is a predicted model, not a curated record. NCBI's taxonomy places the organism in Eukaryota, Metazoa, Chordata, Amphibia, Anura, Myobatrachidae. The transcript has 5 exons. The coding region runs from base 209 to 1330 and encodes 373 amino acids.